Molecule: messenger RNA, 5172 nt
Organism: Anguilla anguilla (European eel)
Lineage: Eukaryota; Metazoa; Chordata; Actinopteri; Anguilliformes; Anguillidae
Gene: hfm1
Product: helicase for meiosis 1
Exons: 40
Coding region: 475-4965 (1496 amino acids)
Molecular function (GO): nucleic acid binding; ATP binding
Source: RefSeq, a predicted model, not a curated record
UGAGCUGUAACUGACAAUGUAGUAUUCAUCACAUUGUGUGAGGCUAUAUGAUAGUUAUAUAAUUAAGUACCGUAGAUUUUUUCAUGUUUAAUUUAGCAUGGUGUACAAUAUACUGUAAUUGUCAGUACACUGUAAUUAAUAGGCACUGCGACCGCCACGAAGUGGCUCUGCUGUGCCAGGUUAUCAUAUCAGUAGGCCAAAAAUUACUUCAAUUACAUGAUUAUCUUAAAUAUCCAACAGUUUUAUAACAAGUGUGCUCUCGUAAUAAAUAACAACAACUUAUAAAUGUGUUCGCAAAUGCUCUUCGCUAUUUUUGGUAAAAGGUAGCUAAUCGCCUCCCGAUCCAGGAGCGUGACCAGCGCCUCGCGCCCACCGUGGAGUUCAGACUGCUGAGAACAAAGGGGGUGAACGAUGACAAGCCAGCUCCAGUGGGUCAGAGUUCAUUGCCUCAACUGACAUAAAAUCAACUGGAAAAUGUUGGAUCCAGAAGAUGGCACAUUACCUUUGGAUAGCCUGUUUUUUGAAAGACCCAUUAUCCAUAAAGUAAAACCACUCCGCCAGGAGCAAGGUGAUUGGAAGGAUUCUUAUGAGAGGUCAAAGACAUCUUUACCUCCUUUGAGAAGAGAAGAUUGGAUCAACAAUCUUCCAAAGCAAAGAGGGGAUGUCGUAAAUUGCAGUGUAACAGAUGAGUCACCUGGACAGGACGGGUCCUUCCUCUGGACUCAAGAUCUCCUGGGCCGUGCUGGAAAUGAUACUGACCAGCCUCGAGACUCUGAUCAUCUGUAUACAGGGAGUCCUUUUCCUUCAGUCUUUAACCAAAACAGUGGAGAGCGCUCACAGUUCAGGAGAAGUUUAUUUAAACCCCCUCCAAGGAUGGUCUCAGAAAGUGGUGACCAUGGCAACAGUGCACCAAGUCAAAGAACAUUCCAGACAAGUGCCUGUUUCAAUGGGCAGGUUUCUAAAGAGACAGAAGAUCCAUUCAUCACAUCCACCCAUAUUGCCCCCAGUCCUUUGACAGGUUCAGGGCUGCGCCGUGCAUGCAACCCUCCCGCUUUAAAGCACAACACGGGUACGAAAAAAGCCCACAUCCUCCCCCUGACACCUCGGCCUCUCAAUAUCCAAGGGGGAUCAGGGUCAGGGAUUCUCCGUCCAGUUACUGAAAUCUCUGCACAAUUCAGAUCUGUCUUCAAAGAGUUCCCUUUCUUCAAUUACGUUCAGUCUAAAGCCCUGGAUGACAUUCUUUACACAGGCAAAAAUUUUGUCGCUUGUGCACCCACCGGCUCAGGAAAAACAGUGCUCUUUGAAUUGGCAAUCGUUCGGUUGCUAAUGGAAACCCCUUCACCCUGGCGCAAUAUCAAAAUUGUAUACAUGGCACCAAUUAAAGCUCUUUGCAGUCAGCGAUACGAAAACUGGAAGCAGAAAUUUGGGCCUUUGGGGCUGAACUGCAAGGAGCUGACAGGAGAUACAGAAAUCGAGGACUUCUUUGAGAUUCAAGAUGCUCAUCUCAUCAUGACUACACCAGAAAAGUGGGACAGCAUGACCAGGAAGUGGAGGGAUAACUGUCUUGUUCAGCUGGUCCGGCUCUUCCUCAUAGAUGAGGUUCACGUGGUGAAGGACACGACUCGUGGCGCAACACUCGAGGUCGUAGUCAGCAGGAUGAAAACGAUGCACACCUACCGCUCUGCUGAAAACCCGGAUCCCAGCCUCGCCAUGAGAUUUGUGGUGGUUUCAGCGACCAUUCCAAACAUUGCUGACAUAGCCGAUUGGCUCUCGGACGGGACGGGCCCGGCCACCUGCCUGGAGAUGGACGAGAGCUUCAGGCCCGUGAAGCUGAGGAAGGUUGUGCUGGGCUUCCCCUGCAGCAGCGGUCAGAAUGACUUCAAGUUCGACCUCUCCCUCAAUUACAAAAUGGCCAACGUCAUCCAGACCUACUCCGACGAGAAGCCUACGCUCGUGUUCUGCUCCACGAGGAAGGGGGUGCAGCAGUCCGCGGCGGUGCUAGCUAAAGACGCUCGAUUCAUCAUGAGCGCCGAACACAAGCAAAGGUUGAUGAAGUAUGCAAAUUCUCUGCAUGAUUCAAAACUGAGAGAUCUGGUGAUGUAUGGAGUUGGUUUCCAUCACGCUGGGGUCGACAUGUCUGACAGAAAAACAAUCGAAGAUGCUUUCACGCUCGGAGACCUACCAGUUCUUUUUACAACCAGCACUUUGGCAAUGGGAGUGAACUUACCUGCUCAUCUUGUGGUGAUCAAGUCCACCACGCACUACGUUGGAGGGUCGUGUGAGGAGUACAGUGAGACCGACAUACUGCAGAUGACUGGACGAGCAGGCCGACCCCAGUUUGACACAACGGCAACUGCAGUGAUCAUGACCAGGUCCCAGACAAAAGACAAAUACUCCCGGCUAAUGAGUGGGGCUGAAACCAUCGAGAGCAGCCUACACACACACCUUGUGGAGCACUUAAAUGCAGAGAUCGUUCUGCACACUAUCUCCGAUGUGAACGUGGCUCUGGACUGGAUUCGCUCUACGUUCCUCUACAUUAGAGCUCUGAAGAAUCCUGGACAUUAUGGUUUCCCACCUGACCUGGACAGAGCUGGAAUUGAAAUGAAACUGCAAGAGCUCUGUCUGAAGAACCUGAAUGAACUGGCGGCCAUAGGCUUGAUCACUAUGGAUGAAGAUGUCAACUUCAAACCUACCGAAGCAGGGAAGCUUAUGGCCCGAUACUACAUUGCAUUUGAGACCAUGAAACAGUUCAGUCUUCUGUGUGGAACAGAAACACAGCCUGAACUGCUUCAACUGAUCUCCAAAAGCAAGGAGUUCAGUGACAUUCAGCUGAGAGUGAAUGAGAAGCGAACGUUGAACACCUUGAACAAGGAUAAAAACAGGAUAACAAUCAGGUACCCCAUGGAGGGGAAGAUAAAAAAUAAUGAAAUGAAAGUUAACUGCCUAAUACAAGCUCAGCUUGGCAGCAUCCCAGUUCAAGAAUUUGGAUUGUCACAGGACACUGGGAAAAUAUUUCGAAUUGGAAUACGAAUUAGCAAAUGCUUGUCUGAGUUCCUGAAGCAGUUGCCGAAGAAGAGCUUCUCAGCACUGUUGAACUCCCUGAUUUUGGCCAAGUGCUUCCGGGCCAGGCUUUGGGAAAAUUCUCCAUUCGUCUCAAAACAGCUUGAGAAAAUCGGACUGACACUCUCCACUGCCAUGGUGAACGCGGGCCUGACCACAUUCCUCAAGAUCGAGCAGACGAACGCCAGAGAGCUGGAGAUGAUUGUCAACAGACAUCCGCCAUUUGGUAACCAGAUCAAGGAGGCUGUCGUGCAUCUUCCAAAGUAUGAAGUCAGUUUGGAACAGAUUCCAAGAUACAAUGUUGCAACAGCAGAGAUCCUUGUUACGGUGAACUUGAAAAACUACGAGCAGCUGAUGUCAAAGAGAACAGCUCCCGACCACCAUUAUGUCACCUUAAUUAUAGGGGAUUGUGACAAUAAUGUGGUGUUCCUGCAAAACAUCACAGACUCUCUCCUGCUGAAGUCUGGAAGCUGGUCAAGGAAAAUUGAAGUCACAAGAAGUCCCAAAGGAGAGGAGCUCAGUGUGAACUUGAUCAGCUCAGAAUUUGUGGGCCUGGACAUUCAGCAGAAGUACAGCGCGUUCUACUCUGGAGCGAAGCGCUUUGCAUCUGAAAUGGACAGUUGGGAGAACCGGCAGUCCUCGGCAAAGAGAGAACAGGGUGCGGAGCAGAGAACGCAAACUGCAGCAGGGAGACAAGAACAUGGCAAAGCACCCAGAGCAGAGAGUGCAAUACAGAAAGCACAGGGCAUCGCACAGAGGCCUAAUGCCAAGCCCUUAACUGCCGGCCCCUUAGGCAACGAUUCUUCAAAAGAGAACAUGUCCGUAGAGCAAGGGAAAAGAGAGUGCAACCACUUCUGUAAAAACAAGGAGCAAUGUGGACAUGAUUGCUGUAAAGUUGGUGUACACAUGGUGCUGAAAAGGCCCUCAAAUGCAGAGUCUGGUUUUUCUUCCUACCUCAGAGAUUUGAAAAACAGGAACGAGACGCUCGUGCAGACUCCUGUUAAGCGUCUGAAGAUGAAAAUGUGCAGCCAGGCUCGGGCUGCUGCCAUGCACCAGUUCUCAUACAAACCCAAAGACAUCCUGCCUGCUGUCCCAAGGUGUGAAGGGAACCAAUAUUUUCAUCCAACAACAGAGGAAAAUGUGGACUACUUUGAGGAUUCUGAAACACCUCGGCAGAUAUCAGGAGGGUCAUAUUAUGAUGACUAUAGCAGCUACUUGGAAGACAUGACUGAGGAGGAAGCACCUGUACAAGCUGCUUCUGAACCACAAAACGUUCCGGUGUGGAGGCGGUCUGAUGCUGGCAAUAAGGGAACAUUCAGCAGCACCGUUACGGGCCAAUCCUGUGGUUCUUUUGGAAAGAGGAGCACACAUCAUUCCAAGGAUAGUAGCUGCUUCUCACCGGAUGAUCUCAGUGUGACCUUUGACCUAGGAGUGGAUGACUGGGAUGAUAUUGACGAUGUCAAUUUAGUGAAUGCCAGUGAGAUUUCGUACACCAAGAUCCCGACCAGUGACUGCAACACACAGAGAGAUUACUCGACACCACUGACUUCUUAUGAACAACCCAAAUCUAUCUUCGCUCAGCUCAGUAGAUCACACACGGUGAGCUCCACCGAUGUCAGACCUCGAGAGUCUCAGUGUCUUGGACACAUUCCAAAUAAACAACCACUGGACAACUGGAGCCAAUCAGAUGAUGGCCUUAAAACUUUCAAUGAAAUGAAUGCAUACAGGAUGAGUCCCUCCUUCCCAAAACAGAAGUCAUCACACUCGGCCACCUUGAAUAGAACGCUCAAUUUCUUUUCACGGCCAAAUGCUGUGGAACGCAAUGAAAAUUCUGGCAGAUUACAAGGGAAAGAAGACUCUUCAGAUGUUGAAGCAUUCCUUGGAAUAUUUGAAGGAAUAUUUUAGUGCUUUAUGGACUGUUGGAUAUGCUGAACUUUAGAUGCCAUUUCUACUGCAAUGUAACUUUCAGUGUAACAAGAUAUAGUUCCCUGUUGUUUGCGAUAAACAACUUUUUUGAAUCUGCUGAUGCUGCUAAUGUGGCAGUUAUUGUGAAUGUCUUUGUUUUGUCAAAGAUGUCAGCUUGGAAUAAAAGCCUUGUUACUGAGCUAAUUU